AUGGAUUUCUACGCUCGAAAUUUGCAGACAAUUAUUGAUAACAAACACAUAGUCUUCGGGAGAGAACCGGAAGACCCGAUGGAUUGCAUCGAGUAUUUCAUUUGUUGUGAAAUAUUCAAAGAGCUCUUAGAGAGCGUUCAAUAUCUACACGACUCGUGUCCACCGGUUAUCCAUCGGGACCUCAAACCACAGAAUGUAAUGAUAGACCAAAACAAUAACAACAAUAGGUUUAUAAAACUGUGUGACUUUGGUUUGGCUACCGAUCACAUGAAGACAUCCAUUGGCCACACAUGUAAUGUGGGAACCCAUGCAUAUAUGGCACCCGAAUUACAUCAGCGCCGGUAUAACAAUAAAGUAGACAUCUAUAGCCUGGGAGUGAUUGCAAUGAAUUUGUUUGUGUUAUUCGAUUGUUGUGGUGAUUAUCACUCACUUGUGGUCACCGGAGAUGACUGUGUCUACGGAUGGGGUUAUAAUAGAUACGGACAGACGGGUUGUGGAGAACAGCGUUCGACUGAAGUCAUAAUAAGUCCAAUGAAAAUACAAUUUAUAGACAAUGGAAUUGAAUAUAAAAUACGUGGCAUUUAUUGUGGUGUCUAUUCUUCGUUUGCCGUCACAACUGAUGGCCGAGUCUUCAGUUGGGGUCAAAAUAACAGCCAUUUGGGACACAAUAUAUCGGAUAAUACGUGGUUUGAAGACAACAAAUUUUACGUAGGAAUGGAGUUGUGUUCACACAGUUUAGUAAAAAUACUUUCACUCAAAGGCACAGCAUUUGGUCGCCAAUCGGCCGAAGAGGCCAUGAAUUCGUCGGAAUUUUUCAUUUCGUGUCAAAUAUUUGCAGAACUGUUGAAAUGUGUCCAACAUUUGCAUGAUUUGAGUCCAGCAGUGAUUCACCGAAACCUCAAACCCGAAAAUGUGUUAAUCGGAGGCAAAGCCGAGAAUUUGUGUUUAAAAUUAUGUGACUUUGGUUUGAGUCAUGUUUUUAAGAGUCUGACCUCUAAGAGAGAUCCCGAAUAUCUAUCGCCCGAAGAAACUGACGGACAAACUGUUGAUUACAAGACAGAUGUUUACAGUGCGGCCAAAAUCGGAGAAAAUAUAUUUGAUAUGCAAUUAACAAAUAAAUUAUUGGCGCCGGUAACCACAGCAACGGCCAAAUCGCCACGUUUACGGCUCAAUUUGUUACACAUCGGUAGCGGAGGUUUUGGUGAUGUAUAUAAAGUUAAGCAUAAAUUAGAUCAGGAAAUAUACGCGAUUAAAGUUAUUAAGUUGCUUGACAUUUAUGAUGAUAAUAAACGUCAGGACAAACUCAAUGAGGUGCAAAAGUUAGCAAAAUUACGGUCAGAAUAUGUGGUGAAUUACCGCAACUCAUGGCUGGAAGACAAUCAUCUGUUCAUUCAAAUGGAUUUUUAUACACAAAAUCUUCAGACAAUUCUCAACACAAAACACAUUGUCUUCGGAAGAGAACCGAAAGACCCGAUGGAUUGCAUCGAAUAUUUCAUUUGUUGUGAAAUAUUUAGAGAACUCUUAGAAAGUGUACAGUAUUUACACGACUCGUGUCCACCGGUUAUCCAUCGGGACCUCAAACCGGCAAAUGUGUUGAUAUCAGUGAAUAAUAUUAAUAAUCGAUUCAUAAAACUGUGUGACUUUGGUUUGGCUACCGAUCACAUGAACACAUCCAUUGGCCACACCUCUAAUCUCGGAACCCAUGCAUAUAUGGCACCCGAAAUACAUCAGCGCCGGUAUAACAAUAAGCGAUACCCCGGAGCGCCCAUACAGGUGCUCAAAGUGAGUGCUGAAGGGCGGGUUAAACUCGAUUUGGAGGCUCUGUCGGCCAUUUUAUUGCGCGACUCGAUCCGCGACAAACCCGUUGUGGUGGUCAGCAUUGCCGGCGACUUUCAUAGCGGCAAGUCCAUUAUGCGGGACUUUUUCCUGCGAUACCUGCAGUCGGGUUGCGGCACAACCCCUGACUGGCUCGGCUCCACAGACACCUCACCCAAGGGGUUCUCGUGGAGGAGCGGCAGUGAAAGGGUUACCACAGGUAUACUGAUGUGGUCGGAGCCGUUUUGCGUCAAAUUGGAUGACGGCCAGGAGGUGGCCAUCGUUUUGAUGGACACUCAGAGGGCGUUAUACUCGGAGUACACCGUCAAGGACUCGGCCACUCUGUUCGCGUUGUCCACUAUGACCUCGUCAAUACAGGUGUUUAAUGUGACGGACAAUCUCCAGGAGAACGACAUAGAAAUGUUGGACGUUUUUGCAGAGUACGGACGCCUGGCCGUCGAGGCCAACGGCGAGACACCCUUCCAGAAGCUAAUGUUUCUCAUUCAAGACUGGAUUAUCCCAUACGAAAACCCGUACGAUCAGAAAGGCGAUCUGAGUCUACUGAUGAAAAGGUUGCACCAACCGGCAGAAAUGGGAAGAAUCAUGAGACUUAUUCAAUCGUGUUUUAGCGAUAUUGGCUGCUAUGUGAUGCCAUAUCCGGGCGGCAAAGUGGCCACUACUGAGCACUUUGACGGCCGAACGGCCGAUAUUGACUCGGAGUUUGUCAACUCUCUGAAGACGUUUGUGCCGCUGAUGUUAGACCCGAAGAAUGUGGUCGUGAAGGAGAUCGGCGGCCGUCGGGUCACCGGCAGACAGUUGAUGGAGUACUUCAAAGUGUAUAUCAAUGUGUUUGAC
Messenger RNA from Medioppia subpectinata, 2670 nucleotides. NCBI's taxonomy places the organism in Eukaryota, Metazoa, Arthropoda, Arachnida, Sarcoptiformes, Oppiidae. The record is from the annotation of a GenBank genome assembly.